AUGACAGUCACUCAUUACAGAACGAUAUACAUAGCAUAUACUAAUAAAAAGUAUCCUGUGGUCACUAAUUAUUUUUUAAGUAAUGUAAGCAUUAAGAGAGAUGUCGUUAUUAAAGACCUAGGUGUAAUUUUUGAUGUAAAAUUACAGUUUGCUGAACACUACAGAUACAUUGCAGUGUGGUCACCUAUAGAUCAAUGCCACAAGAUGUCCUUGGAGAAGAUACAGAGACGGCUCCUGAAGUAUCUAGCCUUUAAAAGCGACAAUAUAUACCCUCCACGCAAAUUUCCAGAGAACCGGCUACUUGAAAGAUUUAGUAUUCCAGCUCUAGAGAUAAGAAGAAAUAUCCUUGCUGUAUCAUUCCUAUAUAAGGUCGUCAAUGGUUAUAUCGAUACACCAGAAAUACUGGAAGUUAUAAAAUUUCGCGUGCCACAACUUCAGCUCAGAAGUACAGAUACGUUCUAUUUGCCUACAGCCAGAACAAAAUUAUUGAAGAAAUCACCUAUAUAUCUGAUGUGUUCAACCUUCAACAAAUACGGGAAAAGCUGCGAUAUAUUCUACGAUAGCCAAAGAUGCAUCAGAAGUAUCAUUUGUUUAAAGUCGAUGGCUAAUUUCCAAUAG
Molecule: messenger RNA, 618 nt
Organism: Zophobas morio
Lineage: Eukaryota; Metazoa; Arthropoda; Insecta; Coleoptera; Tenebrionidae
Exons: 3
Coding region: 1-618 (205 amino acids)
Source: RefSeq, a predicted model, not a curated record